Colletotrichum graminicola M1.001 is the source of this 1866-nucleotide messenger RNA. RefSeq names its product IBR domain-containing protein. Lineage: Eukaryota; Fungi; Ascomycota; Sordariomycetes; Glomerellales; Glomerellaceae. The record is from RefSeq and is a predicted model, not a curated record. Gene Ontology annotation, cellular component: cytoplasm; ubiquitin ligase complex. Gene Ontology annotation, biological process: ubiquitin-dependent protein catabolic process; protein polyubiquitination; positive regulation of proteasomal ubiquitin-dependent protein catabolic process. Bases 1 to 1866 code for a protein of 621 amino acids. The transcript has 2 exons. Gene Ontology annotation, molecular function: ubiquitin protein ligase activity; ubiquitin conjugating enzyme binding; zinc ion binding.
AUGGAAGCUGCAUCGUCUGUACCCUCCCGCCUGGAGGAUUACGUAGGGUUCUACGGUGACCCCUUUGUGAUUCCGUAUGGCUAUGAGGACGAGACCAAACUCUUAGAGGCCAACAAGGAACACAAAGGGAAAUCUCCCACUGACGAACGCAAGCCUGAAAUGGCGACAGCCGAGGCGGGGGGUGAUAUUGAAUGGCCAAGGUAUAGCCCGCCAGCCGCUCUCAAAACGGCGCCCAAUAUCAAGGACGCUGUGCUCCUUCAGGUCUUGCAGACCUCUAUCGACAACAUACAAGCAAAAGCCGUAGAAGAGCAAGCACGGCAGCUGGAAGAAGAAGCAAGGCAGCGAGAAGCAGAAGCAGACAUAGCUUCAGGGGCCAGUAGCAAAGGAGCCGAACCCGAGUGCGUAUCAUGCCUCGACGAUUUUGAUAAGAAGAUUAUGGUCAAAGUCACCUGUCACAGCUACUGCCACGACUGUUUCGAGAGACUCAUUGCGACAGCGGUCCAGAAUGAGCAGCAAUGGCCCCCGAAGUGCUGUCUCAACGAGAUCCCUUUCCGUACUAUCCUGCGUUACGUCACCAAGGACCUAGGUAAGACCUACAAAGACCGUGCCGCCGAGUGGAAGCUCCCCGUCAGCGAGCGUAUUUACUGCAACCAGCCAGAUUGCAGUCUCUGGAUCAGACCUGAUCACGUGAAUCAGGGCCUCCGCAUAGCGCGCUGCGCGAACGCACACUGGACUUGUACCAUCUGCCACGGCCCGCAGCACGAUAACUCCGAUUGCCCGCAAGACCGCGAUUUGGCACUGACCAAUGCCCUUGCCGAAGAUGAGGGCUGGCAGCACUGCUCAAAGUGCCAGGCACUGGUCGAGCACCUGGAGGCGUGUCAGCAUAUGACUUGUCGGUGCGGAUAUCAAUUCUGCUACGUCUGCAACCAGGUAUGGAGAACAUGCACCUGUACGAUGGACCAGCUGAAUGCUGUCAAGGCUGGGGCUGCAACAAGGCGGGAGGAGAGACUUCAAAGGGAAGAAGAGGCCGAGUCCGAGCUUCGAGACGCUCUACGGCAGAUUGAGGAAUUUGAGCGUGAAGAAGCGCUGAAGGCUGAGCUGUUGAGGCAGGAGACGGAGAGACGGGAAGAGGAGCGCCGGCAGCGCAAGAUAGAAGAGCGUGUCCGCUUCGAAAGCCUCCGACGUCACGGAAUCGAGGUCAAGUACCAGGACCUCCGGGCAAUGCUUGAUCAGAUUCAUGACCUGCAAGAAGUCCUUGUACGAUACCAACACGACAAAGAAAAGGAGCUUGCGUCUCAUGGAGCAUUUACCUCCACAGCCGAACUCGAGGCAAAGCAACAAGCAGAGCAUCUUGAGCUCGCCGAAACGGCCUCGCGGAAACUGGCCGCCAAGGAAAAGGCCCUCGCGACCGAGUACGGCCUCCGCGUAUUAGAGGAGAAGAAGACAGAAGACGCCUACCUGGAACUCCUAGAAGACUUCUUUGCCAACAAGCCAAAGAGCGAAGCACGUGUCGAGGAGCUCAUGAAGGAUUUCCUUAAGAAGAUGGAUAAGGGGUGGCGGGUGUGGGGUAGAUGGAGGACCGACGAGACUGCACGGUAUAAGAUGAAGGUAGACGAGGAGCGGGCCAUUCGCGAGGAGUUCAUGUACAGCGUGAAGAUUCGACAUGAAGAACGCGUAGAGAGCGAGCGGAGGGAGCUUGAAAGGAGACAGGUGGCUGAGUUGCGGUGGGUCACGCUUGUUGUUGCGGAGAGGGCGAGGCUGUUGGCCCAGAUGGAGACUGUGGAGAUAGAGGACGGAAUCGAUAGCUUCAGUGUAAAUGGAAGCGAGGAAGAGGUGGUGGAUGAAGUUGUCGCUGGACCUAGUUGA